Lachancea nothofagi CBS 11611 is the source of this 645-nucleotide messenger RNA. Lineage: Eukaryota; Fungi; Ascomycota; Saccharomycetes; Saccharomycetales; Saccharomycetaceae. The record is from the annotation of a GenBank genome assembly.
AUGGCUCCAUCAGUUACCAACCUGGGUACUUUUGUCGGUAUCGUUGUGGUUUCGCUAGCUAGCGGAUACUAUUUGGGUAGAGUGAACGUCUCUUCUGGAUUAGCAAAGAAGGAACAAGCUAAGGAUAUCUUACGCAAAUGCAAAGUACAGGCUCAAAAAGAGCGUGAUGCCGAAGGCGAGGACUACGAAGACGACAACGAAAGCUGCGAUGAUGGUUCCGAUGAGGAUGAGGAUGAGGUCGAAAUCAAUUCGUUGUCUCUGAAUGACAUUCCUGGCGAAGUCAAAAUGGCAUUGGUAAUUCGUCAAGACCUGGCGAUGAAAAAAGGUAAAAUCGCAGCGCAAUGUUGCCAUGCUGCAUUGGCGUGCUACAGGUUGAUUGCCACAGAUCCCAGCCGGGAUUCUUUUAACUUACAAAUGACUCAAAGAUGGCUUCAUCACGGCCAAGCUAAAAUUACUCUAAAAUGUCCCGAUAAAGAGACGAUGGACGAGUUAUUCGCAAUGGCAUUAUCUUUGGGAGUGAACUCGUAUGUUGUUCAUGAUGCUGGCAGAACUCAAAUAGCAGCUGGUAGUGCCACAGUUCUUGGGCUGGGACCAGCACCAAAAGCCGUCAUGGAUCAAAUCACAGGAGAAUUAAAGCUGUAUUAA